Messenger RNA from Ixodes scapularis (black-legged tick), 4262 nucleotides. RefSeq lists its product as uncharacterized. NCBI's taxonomy places the organism in Eukaryota, Metazoa, Arthropoda, Arachnida, Ixodida, Ixodidae. Bases 405 to 1892 code for a protein of 495 amino acids. The record is from RefSeq and is a predicted model, not a curated record. The transcript has 5 exons.
AUCCAUUGAUCCAGCUUUGACCUUAGGAGGGCGCGCAAUACCGCCUUAUCCACUCAUUCUAGCUGCUACGCUGCUACAUGCUAUGGAUCGAUUAAGCGGCUCUGGGACACAAAGUGGGGUAGACUGACGAGUUCGGCCCGUUUGGCGGUUGGACAGUUUGGCCAGUUUGGCUUUCAUUUCUAAACCAGCUCAGCUUUCUGCACAAGUAGUUCGCUGUCAGAGCGUCCAGCUGUUAUCGGCAGUCAGUGUGGUGCCCUCGUACCAGACAGAGCAUGUAACCUACGGUCAGAAAGAGACGGUGUCGCGAUGGUGCCAUCACGAAUCUUCGCGCACUAGGGCCAUCCAAGUGACCUCGACAACGGAGCUGCCGCGCGACAGUGCCAGCCGUGCCCGCGGCUAACCGCAUGGCCAGGUCGACGACGGCGGCUCCCGACGCCAAGCAUCCGCAGGACGACGAGGCCGAUGUGUGCCUGGGCAACUUGGGAGCCGAGAACGAGCAGAUUGUGACCAACGUGCUCUCCUACUUCAAGGAAGAGGCGACACGCAGCCGGCUCCUGUGCCCGCUGAAGAGGGUCUGCCGGCGCACGGCCCAGGCGACGGGCCUGAGCAAGAGCGCCGUCGUGGGCGCUCUCGGAGAUCGGGGCCCGUCGCUCACGCCCGAGCUGGAGUCCGACGACGCCGCCGGGCUGCACAGACUCGCCGGCGACGCGGCGGGCCUGUGCGCCCUGCGCCGACAGAUCCUGUUCCACUGCGCCAACUACGGCAAGCCGCCCUCGUUGAGGGUGGUGUGCGACAUGAUCCGCGAGCAGUGCAACGCGUCGUGCACGCGAAGCGCGGCCGUCACGCUGCUGGAUCGGCUGGGGUUCAGGCUCCGGAGGCUGCCCGGCAGCAACGCGAGGCUCCUGCUCGAGGACUCCCAGCAGGCUGCAGCGCGGGUGGGCUUCCUGCGCAAGCUGCGCGAGUUCCGGACGGAGGGCCGGGAGGUGGUGUACCUGGCGAGCAGGCAGCUGCCCCAGCGGGGUGCCGGGGGGGGCCUGCUCCUGGUGCACGCGGGCCACCUGGCCCAGCUGCUGCCCCUGCGGGACAUGCUGCGGGCGCACGGGCCCCCCGGGGCGGCCGUGUCCCAGGAGGACCUGCGCUGCUGGCUCGUGCGCAAGCUCGGCCCCUUCCUGCCCAAGGAGAGCGCGGUCGUCGCCUUCCAGGUGCCCUUCUACCGGGUGCUGGCGGAAGGGGGCGGCGGCUUCUGGCUGGACAAGGUGCUGGAGGAGCAGGGCCACGCCGUGCUGCGGCCCCCGCCCCAGCUGCUGGACCUGAACCCCAUGGAGAACGUCUGGUGCACCCUGCACGAGCAGCUGGGGGACGUGGGGGGCGGGGCAGGGGCCCUGUCCCUGCUGGCGGAGCUGGCCGGGUCGGCCUCCCUGCACCUGGCCCUCAUGCGCACCUGGACCCAGAGCCUGGCAGACGUGCAGGAGGCCGAGGACGCCCUGCUCGAGUGCAGCCUCGAGGUGGACUCCAAGCUGGAAACCCUCCUGCUGACGGAAAAAGUCCCGGGCACCGAAUCGGACGACGCCAGCGACAUGGACACGGACUGCGACGAGCCCGAAGCGCCGCCCGCCAAUUGCGACGUUCCCGCCACGGCGUCGCCUCCCGCUGAUCCGACGGACGAGCACCCUCCGCAAGAGGGUGCCACCGUCCCUUCGGACGAGCCGGCCGCCGAUCCGCAGAGGAGCGCGGAGGCGGUGUCCCCGCCCGUCGAGGUUCCACCACCCAACGACACUCUGGCGAGGCUCGAAGACUUUGCCUGGAUCCACUCACACGUGGACCCCUCCGUGUGGAGCGACGUCACGCAACUCGUCUCGGAAGUGCGAGAGUUUCCCGGAUUGACUCAGUGACUCGGGCAAUCUGCUCGCAAGGAAGCGGCAACGGCGGAGUGCGCGAGUUUCCUCGAUGCUCGGUGAUACGACUAAUUAUCUCGAGGUGAAGCAGCUACAACGAAUCGCACCAUUUUGUCCGAUACUUUGGCGACGCGAGCGAUUGUCUCGAGACAAAGCGGCUAAUGGCGCCAGAAUUUAGUUUUCUCUCGUGCCAGUUCGUAUCGAAUGCCACUUUAGUCGCACGCUCGACCGUGAUCGGGAAUCUGGUCGAGAGAUGAUCCGGACGCGAUUGAAAAAUUAUUGUCCCAUAUACUCGCAGCAAUUCGCUAACUCUCUGCAAACGGGCUUCUCUGACACUGUCGUUUAACAUUUGGUGCCGACAUGCAACUGCAGCCAAAGAGGCUGACGUACAAUACUGAGCAAAAUUUUUUAUAUCGACGACUGCUGGCAGAAAUGUUUUUAACACGUCGGUCGUUUCUCCUACCACAUUGGUGCGUAGCAGCGAAGCACAUUUGCGCCUACGCGAAGCGGCGAUGCUCGAUGCCAGAGCGCCGGUGUAAAGCAGUGAAGCACGAUGCGAGAAACCCGAGAAUUCUGAAGAUGUUCAUAAUUUUUGAAUAUUUGAAUAGUUCAAGCAGUAAAAGUGUGCCGUGAAUUGAAUUGAACAACAAACACUGUUAGCGAAUUAUGCUAAGUUUUGAACAUUUAUGCACCUCUGCAAAGUUGUCAUCCGAAUCUGUCAAAUGUCAGGCCAACUGCUACGGUGCCGCGACUUUUUAUGCGGUACUGUUACCUCAACACAAUCAUUCACCGGGCUCUUUCCGCUAAUUACGGCGGUUGGCUAUACACCCGCCCGUUACGAAGCGGUAUAAAAAUAAUGCGUGUAGUGUUUAAAAACUGCAAAAGGUCUGUUUCAUGCUUUUCUCACUAUGAGGCACUCCAGAGGUUAGUUAACUGGACGACGCAAUGGUGCGAUGCCCUUCGACAGAGUAGUCAACCAUCGUUGCUUCGAUCUCCCGAAGUGCACGCUGCUGAUGAGUGAGUGGGAUGACCUGUGCUGCCAUACAUUUCCCGUACGACAAACUUGCAAACAAGAAUACUUCGUUGGACCCGAAGAGGGCGAAGCUGGGCUCUGCAUUUACUGCUGCGCCCGGAACCAGAGAAGGGUAUCGUGGAGGGCCGAGAAAUUCUGGCAGCUCUUCAAAGCUGCGCAAGACAGCUUUGUCUGGGUAGCUAGGUUGCAGUGCUAGAUUUUCUAUGCCUGGGGCACAAGUUGGAGAAGAGUCCAGGUGUGGCACUUAUUGCCCAGCUUGCGCCUUUCUAUGCGACAUAAAAAAUCCAUUUACUUGUAUUUUGUUUCACAAUAACUUGACCAAUUGUGGAGGUUACAGGCUCCACGACCCAAUAAGAGCGUCAAAGUGAGGCACGCGACACCAAAUCACGGACCUUGCUGUCGCCGUGCCUCUGCACUGAGGAAUCGGCUGUCGUCUCCUGCGAAACCGACCAACUUCGGAUGAACGUCCACCGCCGCAACAUUGCAGUCCGCUAGAGUAGCGAGCUCUUCGAUAACAGCUCGCGAGACAACCUAGAGCCACUACAUAAGCUACGCUGCGGCGUAACGACACUUUAGCAGUCUUGGGGCUUAAAAUCAUGGUUGCCAGUUAUCUUAAGCUGUAUCUGAAAUGGUAGGAAAUGCUUUUCUGUACUCCAGAAACAUUGAAACAGUUCGCGACAGAGCAAAAGAAUAUCACCCGAGCUUCCUAACACCGCACCGAAAGCAGAGGAAGUCGCAUUUUUUUAAUUGUGACGAUCGACUGGCAUCCGUUCUGCACUCAGCACCAAGAUGGCGGCGUCCACUAGCACAGUGACAUUCCAGGCAUAGAGUUAUUCUAAUGUAUGCUAGAGGUUCACCUGGCGCUAGUGUGCUGCGGCAAAUUGAAGCAGACAGCAACCAGUCGAAAAUUGACUUUUGGUAAUGCAUUUUUAUGGGAAAAAGAGUGCAUUUUCUCCCCUCGCUCGAUUAUAAGAGCAAAUAUCACAAAUAAUUCGUACCCACUAGGCAGUUUGGAACAUUUCUCAGUCUCGCAGAUGAAAUAAUUGGCCAGUUACGGCUUUCUUAUUCCGAAUUCAUGGCAUUAAAAGCUGCUAAAACCGCUUCGUACAUGUAUUUAUGUGCACUGUCGGGCACUGUUAGCUGAACACGGCGUCUGCGCUUUCCAGCAUGGGGGAUAUACGUGCCAAACGAACGAAGGACAAAUGGAAAACCAAGGGACAUGGCAAGAACUAUGCAGCAACACUGGAUAAGUAACUCCUUGUGCAUGCAGACGAUCAAAACAAAUUGAAAGCAACGUAAUAUAUUUCAAUUUGCAAUAAACAAGUACUCCUUUA